AUGGCAGAAGAGCGGCCGGGACUCACCGCGGGCCAGCGGCUCAACGCCCUGCCAGACCACUCGCCGCUGCUGCAGCCAGGCCUGGCUGAACUGCGGCACCGGGCCCUGGAGGCCGGCAUUUCACUCGCACACCUUCCGCUCUCCGACUCCUUCCUGCUGCGGUUUCUCCGCGCUCGGGACUUCGACCUGGACCUGGCCUGGCGGUUACUAAAAAACUAUUAUAAGUGGAGAGAAGAAUGUCCAGAAAUAAGUGCAGACCUACACCCUAGAAGUAUCCUUGGCCUUCUGAAGGCAGGCUACCUUGGAGUCUUGAGAUCCAGGGAUCCCACCGGCAGCAAAGUUCUUAUUUACAGAAUUGCAUACUGGGACCCAAAAGUUUUCACAGCUUAUGAUGCAUUUCGUGUAAGUUUAAUCACAUCGGAGCUUAUUGUACAGGAGGUAGAGACUCAACGGAAUGGAGUCAAGGCUAUCUUUGAUCUAGAAGGCUGGCAGUUUUCUCAUGCUUUUCAAAUUACUCCAUCUGUAGCCAAGAAGAUUGCUUCUGUGCUUACAGAUUCCUUUCCAUUAAAAGUUCGUGGCAUCCAUUUGAUAAAUGAGCCAAUAGUUUUUCAUGCUGUCUUUUCCAUGAUUAAACCAUUUCUAACUGAAAAAAUUAAGGACCGGAUUCACAUGCACGGAAAUGAUUACAAAGAAAACUUACUUCAGCAUUUUCCAGACAUCCUACCUGUGGAAUAUGGUGGUGAAGAAUUCUCCAUGGAGGACAUUUGUCAGGAGUGGACAAAUUUUAUAAUGAAAUCUGAAGAGUAUCUUCAUAGCAUUUCUCAGAGCAGUUGA
Molecule: messenger RNA, 834 nt
Organism: Chrysochloris asiatica (Cape golden mole)
Lineage: Eukaryota; Metazoa; Chordata; Mammalia; Afrosoricida; Chrysochloridae
Gene: TTPA
Product: tocopherol (alpha) transfer protein
Exons: 5
Coding region: 1-834 (277 amino acids)
Cellular component (GO): membrane
Molecular function (GO): phosphatidylinositol bisphosphate binding
Source: RefSeq, a predicted model, not a curated record